This is a messenger RNA of Diorhabda carinulata, 1050 nucleotides long. Its product is annotated as cathepsin L-like proteinase. Gene Ontology annotation, molecular function: cysteine-type endopeptidase activity. The coding region runs from base 70 to 1014 and encodes 314 amino acids. Lineage: Eukaryota; Metazoa; Arthropoda; Insecta; Coleoptera; Chrysomelidae. The transcript is spliced from 4 exons. The record is from RefSeq and is a predicted model, not a curated record. Gene Ontology annotation, cellular component: lysosome.
GUCUAUGUCUGGGAUGUAUUAACAUUUAUUUUUCCUGAGAAGUACACAAAUCCCGAAUUGACUUUGAAAAUGAAACUUUUAGUUCUUUUGGUUAGUUUGAUGGUAGUCAGCGCAUCAGACUAUGAAUUAUGGCAAGAAUUUAAAGUAAAAUUUUCAAAGUCGCACUCAUUAACUGAAGAUAAGCUACGUUUUGAAAUUUUUCAAAAAAACCUACGCAGAAUCGAAAAACAUAAUGCCAUGUAUGAAAAGGGAGAAGUAUCAUAUUUUCUGAAGAUAACUCAAUUUGCCGAUUGGACUUCAGAAGAAUUUAAAUCCAUGUUGGGGGUUCAACUUAAUGGGAAGCCAGAGAUUAGUUCCAUGGGCACAUUUAAACCUGAAGUUAACUUCACCAGACCAGAGUCCAUUGAUUGGAGACAAAAAGGAGCCGUAUUAGAAGUUAAGGAUCAAGGAUAUUGUGGUUCAUGCUGGGCUUUUAGUACUACAGGUGCUCUUGAAGGUCAGCUUGCCAUUCAUCGCAAUCAAUACAUUCCUUUGAGUGAACAGGAAUUGGUAUCUUGUGUUAAAGAUAACUUUGCAUGUGAUGGUGGUUGGGUUGACGUUUCCUACACGUACGUACAACAAAAUGGUCUAAGUUCAGAAGAGCAGUAUCCAUACAUUGGUAGAAAGGCCAAUUGCCAUAACAAUAUGGUCAACAAACCUCUUACUUCUACUCAGGGAUUUGUCUUGGUUGGAACAAACGAAGAGGCAAUGGCUGACGCCGUUGCAAGUGUAGGUCCAAUUUCGAUAUAUGUAAAUGCCGAUGAUGAUUGGGAUUUAUAUGGAGGUGGUGUCUUCGAUAACAAAGACUGUAACGAUGAUUAUAAUCAUGCAGUUCUAAUCACAGGCUACGAUUCUCAAUCCUGGACCAUCAAAAACUCUUGGGGAACGGGAUGGGGAGAAGAAGGAUACAUUAGACUUAUUAGGGGUAAAAGUCAAUGCGGUGUCACAGUAUUUCCCAUAUACCCUGUACUGUAAUUGAUAAAUAAAAAGCUUUGAAGUGAAUAGAGUAAA